Messenger RNA from Sordaria macrospora k-hell, 3684 nucleotides. NCBI's taxonomy places the organism in Eukaryota, Fungi, Ascomycota, Sordariomycetes, Sordariales, Sordariaceae. The record is from RefSeq and is a predicted model, not a curated record.
AUGGAGCCUCAACAACCAAUACAACCACCACAACCCUCGAUGUCGUCCUCCCAGCAGGCCUCGACCACCUCUUCCCAGACGCCGACUCAACAUCAUCCGCGGCCCUCGCAUCCUCAACUCCACCCCUUCCUUCCUCCAAUGGCCUCGCAAAUACCUCACCGGACUGCCAAUAGCACUCCGGUCUCGUCGCCUGGCCUCUUCAGUCCGAGCAUCCCCCGCUCAAACAUGUCGCUCUCCGGCCAACCAUCGUCCGAGAACACCACUCCGGCGCCGACCCUGCACAGUCCUUAUCUUCACCCGCUCCAGAGCCACAAGGUUCGCGAGACACACAAGGCGAACGUCGAACACGAUUACACGACCGGCCGCAAGGCCAUCAACCAGUAUGAAAUCAUUGAAGAGCUUGGACGUGGUAUGCAUGGCAAGGUCAAAUUGGCACGCAACACUCAAACCGGCGAAAAUGUGGCCAUCAAGAUUAUUCCCAGGUUCUCCAAGAAGAGGCGGCUCGGAAAGGUUACCGCCAUGUCGACGCAGGACAAGAGCAGGCGCGAGAUCGCCAUCCUAAAGAAGAUUCGUCACCCCAACGUUGUCGCCCUUCUCGAAAUCAUCGACGACCCCGAGCUCAAGAAGAUCUACAUGGUGCUGGAACACGUGGAGCUGGGCGAGGUUGUCUGGAGAAAGAAGGGUCUCCCUCACAUCUGCGCUUAUGAACGCCGACGCCAGGAGAGAGAACAGCUGGGAGCCAUGCCGGACGCAAUGGAGAAUGAGUACCUGCGCUUCAUGGCAAAACGCCAAGCGGAGAAGGAAGCCAAGCGGGCGUACGUGGCGCGACAGGCUCACCCCAACAACGCCGAAUACUGGAGUCUCGAGUUUGGUACCGCCGAUGACGACGACCUCGACUUUCAUGCUAGGUCCCUGGGCAGAGACUCGUCCAUCCCGUCCUUUGCCGAGAACUGGCUUGGCCUUGUAUCCAGAGUCACCUCCCGCGCGCCUUCCCGAACUCAGUCAAUGAAGUCCAUCUCCCGGUCAAAUACCCCCCAGCCUUCCGAGCCCGACGUUGCCUCGAUCGCCUCAGUUGUUCCCGAGAUUGACGAAGAUGAGUUGGAGACACCCCAUGGACAUUCACACACCAACCAGGAUGCUGCGGUCGAGGGCACGCUAUUCGCCCCUCGCGAGGACGAACCCAGCCUCCGCAAGAGGUCCCCAAGCAUGGCCGACUCCAUCAUGUCUCACAUGUCGUCGGUUGACUACAACAGAGUGCACGAUCCUUUCGUUGACGAUUACUCGUAUGUCCCCUGCUUCACGAUCGACAAGGCCAGGUCGGCUUUCCGCGACACCGUCCUGGGUCUCGAGUAUCUACACUACGAAGGCGUCGUUCACCGUGACAUCAAGCCUGCCAACCUGCUUUGCACCAAGGAUCACCGAGUCAAGAUCUCCGAUUUCGGCGUCUCCUACUUCGGACGGCCUCUCCGCGAUGGUGAGCCCGACGAGCCUGUUUCCGAGUCAGAAGCCCGCGACUUCGAUAACGACCUAGAGCUGGCCAAGACGGUCGGCACCCCUGCUUUCUUUGCCCCCGAGCUCUGCUACACCGACACCUACGACGACCGACCUGGCCAGCAGCCCAAGAUCACCGAGCAGAUCGACGUGUGGUCUCUGGGAGUUACCCUCUACUGCUUGAUCUUUGCCCGCAUCCCCUUCCUGGCGGAGGACGAGUGGCGCAUGUUCAAGAAGAUUGCUACGGAAGAGGUCUACAUCCCAAGACAGCGCCUCCGCCCUGUUGAUCCUUCCACCAAACCGGACGAAAAGUCCCUGUAUACGCGAGUGAACCGAGAUCCUUACCGCAACGAUGAUGAGCCUUUGUACGAAGAAAUUGGCGACGACCUCCACGACCUCCUCAGCAAGAUGCUCAUCAAGAACCCGGAGAAGCGGAUUCGCCUGCGUGACGUCAAGAGACAUCCGUGGGUCAUUAAGGGCAUCGAUAAUGUCGUAGCCUGGCUGGAUGAUACCGAUCCUUCUCGACGCACGGCAGGUAGGAGAAUCCAAGUCGACGAACGUGAUAUUACUCAGGCUGUUGUGCCCCUCACCUUUGUCGAGCGGGCCAAGUUGGCUUUCAAGAAGACAGUGACCAAGUUCACCCACAGGGGAGACCGCUCAGAGAGCGUGUCCUCACGCAAACGGUCGCACCCGUUGACCCAGAGUGUCACUGCCAGCCCUUCACACUCACCACUUGGAGGUUCCCCUGCUUCAGCCGUGCCAGAGCCCUCGACCUCGGCCGUCAGCAAGCACUCGACAACACGUCAACUACGCGAGAUCUUUUCUAACAUCCGAGACCGCGACGAGUUGCCCGAUCGCACUUCCAUGAGGUCACGAAACCGCGGCCAUGCCCGAUCCGCUACCAACGCUUUUUUAAGCCUUACCCCAACCACGGGCUUCGUACCGAACCACUGCCAAACCGUACCACCUACUCCCCUCUAUGGCGUCGCACCAGAAGACCCAAGCAGCGCUCUCAGGAAGACCCGCGACACGAAGCCCCCCGCUGAUGAUACUAGCCGAGCACGCUCCGUUGAUCGGGGGUUGUUCGCUAGUGACGAUAAGCGGGCCGGACCUAUGGUCGCUCUCAGCACUGCUGUCGCCCCCGGCAACGUUCAGAUGCCCCAGAGACCACGCAUCCAGCCUUCGAUCGACCUCGCCAAGGUUUGUGAGCAGUUGGAGGAACAGAGCCAGCCGCCCAUUAUUCCCGCUACCAGCACUUUCCAUCAUCACCAUCACCAGUCUGAGAGCAACAUUAUCGACAGGCAACGUCCGACGGUCGAACUCGAUGAACGCCCACAAACAGCACACCGGAUCGAGGACUUUAUCAACGCAAACGGCCUAUCUCAGCUCAUUCAGAAUCGUGAACAUCUCUCCCCAGCUCAGGAUCCCGACAAUCACACCUUGAGAGGAAAUCGCGAGUACUACGCCGCCGAACCCGCAUCUGUUCCUUGCCCUCCAUCACCCGGAGAUAACAUGUUCAGCAGAGCACAAUCUCGUCAGGGCACGAUUGAGACCGUCGUCUCAUCCAGCACAACGUCCAUGGGAGCCUUGACAUCUCCGCUAACUAGUCCUAGCGAGGCAACGAGCCCGCAGUACAGCUCGAAGCAGAGUUUGACUAAAGACGCCGUGGAGCAGAUCCUAGCCUUCCAAUCUGAUCCUUCUCUUCCAGCUCUACUCAGCAGCACCAGCUCUGUGUCCGCGGACCCAGAAGGCGAGUUUCUCGGCAACCCAGGAGUAGUCUGCCGGUCAUCAGUCAUUGACACAACUGACUCUCUCACACCCCCAGCUUUCUCAAAGGAGCCUGUGGCUGGCUUUCCGCUUGAAGAACAGCAGGAGCAGAUUACACCAACUGCUGUGCCCAUUCGUAUGACGGAUAAUAAUAAGCCGCCUGUUAAGCACCAUCCGUUUUCGCAUGUGCGGGCAAAAAGCCAUCAUCACAGCAAUCAUCAUGAUGACGAUGAUAGCGAUAGUGAUGAAGGGUUGGUCAUGGCUAGACGGAAGAAGAGCCCAACCAUCUCUUCUCCUUCAACUGCAUCAACUUCCAAGGAGCCCAUCUCCAUGGGAAGAUUAAUGACCGGCGCGAGGCGUCGGGACACCAAUGCUAGUGUGGGAAGCACAGAAACUGCCAAGAAGCUUGUUGUGGAGAGCGACUGA